Molecule: messenger RNA, 2359 nt
Organism: Aspergillus alliaceus
Lineage: Eukaryota; Fungi; Ascomycota; Eurotiomycetes; Eurotiales; Aspergillaceae
Product: transcription factor domain-containing protein
Exons: 3
Coding region: 159-2075 (638 amino acids)
Biological process (GO): DNA-templated transcription
Molecular function (GO): DNA binding; zinc ion binding
Source: RefSeq, a predicted model, not a curated record
GCUCAAUCGAUUCAAACCAAUCAUCGGAAAUUUGAAAGCGCAAUGCUUCUUGAUACUACAUAUCAGCAUGAUACUACCUGACGCAGUACAUGCAUCCAUAGCGACUUAUUGUACCUCUACCAAAUAUAGCUAUCCACUUUCAUACUUAUUCUUACAAGAUGGAACUCAUUUGGCUCGCCGACACACCCCAAUCGCAGCGUCGCACUAGAGCCUUGAGAGCGUGCGCUCUUUGCCAACGAAGAAAGAAACGCUGCCGCCAUCUAGGUAUGCAAAACAGCCAAGUCCAAAACCAGCAAAGGUCAAGCCAUCCCAUCGAACAAAAUGAGUUCGGUCCUAUAAAUCACCAAUCUAUUAGUUCCUCGUACCCUAGUACACAGACCAGCUCAAGGGUCACCCACCCAGUGCCUACAGAUUUCACCCGAACAGAGCGUUUCGUGGGAGAUCUUAAUCCGGAAGCUGUGAUUCGGGAAAGGCUCGACGUCUCAUGCGAAAGUCAGCUUCGAGACCGGAUUGGCCUCUGGAUUGGCUCCCCAGCUACGCGCAGCGAUGCAGGAGGUAUAGGAACAACCUCCGAUGCGUUUACUGUUGCAUCAGGCUAUUCAUCCGAACCCGUCGGGUCGCAAUAUGUUGCGAAUUUGUUGCACCAGCGGUAUGCAUCAGCCCUUAAAACUUGUGAGCGUCUCCCUCUUUCGACAAGAGACCGCUUGGUCUCCAUUUAUUUCUGCAGGGUUAAUCACAUUCUACCAAUUGUCGAUGAGGAGUCGUUCCUUCUUUCCCAAUCUGGAGGUACGACAUCAGUUUUCUUGGAAAGGGCAAUUUGUCUUGUUGCUGCGAAAGACCAAGCGGCCGGUCCUUGGCUUCGGCUCACCACUUAUGGACCUCUCAUGACAUCACGCCAGUUCUGCUCUGAGUUAUACAGAGGCCUUGUAAUCGCUCUCAAUGAGGGGCUUGAGUCCGACCGGAUUACUCGUAUUCGCACGUUAGCACUAAUGUCCUUGCAUUGCGAGGGUUAUGAAGGAGCAGAGGCGGCCUCCAUGCACCUUUGCCAGGCCAUUCACCAGGCGCAGACGGUCGGCCUGCAUCUCGACCGGCCUGGUCAAGUACCAGGGGAAUUUUCGACGAGCCUCUUUUGGUGCUUGUGGGCCCUAGACAAACUGCAUGCUUGUAUGGGCGGCCGCCCUGUUCUUCUUGCAGACCCUGAUAUUGGUAUUGAAAAGCCCGGGCUCAAACCCUCCCAUGAAAGGACUGCUUUUGAUGCUUGGUUUGCAAUUUCCGAUUUGCUCUCCCACGUGAUUGCAUUCUAUAGGCCAACCUCAGAUCAUACGGUUGGAUGGGAGACGGGCUUUCCAACUUUCGAAGAAAUUAUGGGUGAUAAUGUUAGACAAGAUCUGGACUUUGCUACCCUUGGCAUCCUAGAGCUUUUCUAUCAUGCUGUGGGCAUCCUUUCAUGUAGAUACAAAGUAUCUAACCAUCCUGACGGUUCUAAGCCUUCAUAUAUCCGUCAAGGUCUUUCGGCUAUUCGAAUACACUCCAUCGUAGCCACUGAAUGUUCGCAAGAUCUACCUCCACUUCCCAUUGUUCCAUAUGCGCUCGCACUUUCUAUGAGCGUAUCGUACCAGCAGAUCCGCUCAAGCAAGCUCAUCACACAUUUUGAUCGAGCCAAAGCUAGCUUGGAAUCUUGCUGUACGCUUCUGGAAGCCUUGGGGAAGCCCUGGUAUUCUGCAGAAGCCAUGGCACGGCUAGGACGAAGAGCCCUACACCAGGUUGACGGUUUGGACCUUAUGCAUCACGGAUCCAAUCAAGACGCCAAUCAACCGUCAGGAUCGGGAAACGUUGCCAUUGACCCUAGAGAUGCCAUAUCAACCUUACCGCCCCCAACCUACCAGAGUGAUGAUCGUCUCAGUGACGUGCCUUCUACCACACAAAUUUCCUUAACUCACGGAUCCUUAGACACGUCAAGCAAUAGCUUGCAAAGCUCCGAAGCCGAGGGCUUAUCUGAUAUUGAUAUGCUCUUCGGAGAUUUCUUGAAUUUAUCGUUACCUACAAACUUCUGGGACCCGGUUUUCUGGCCCUGAAUACUAAUAGCAUACGAAACCGCGUACCCAAAUAAGAACAUGUGAGAAGGGCGACACCGGUAACUCUCUUAUGAAGUAAGGUUGGAGAACAGCAUUUGCUCAGGCCUGGCGGUUUUACGGCGUCUCAUUUGUAGAGAAGGCAUUUUGUUGGAGUCAGUGCCGAUCCUCAUCAGCGGGGCCCUGAGGCCUCCUUUACUUUUCUAGCGACUCCGAUCUAGUUGCCUUUCCCGAUGCAUACUUACUUCAUGUGCUAGAUCUUAUCCUGUACAUAUCUUGAGGAUGCC